Messenger RNA from Moneuplotes crassus, 2926 nucleotides. Lineage: Eukaryota; Ciliophora; Spirotrichea; Euplotida; Euplotidae. The record is from the annotation of a GenBank genome assembly.
UUUUAAAUUCAAAUAUAUUCAUUACAGAAGAAUAUGAAAGAAGGGCAAAGAUUUCCAAAACUCUUAGGAAGAGAUCCUGAUCUUGAUCUUGAUGGAAAUGGUAUCUCCACCAAGAUACAAGAAAACUUCAAGAAUGAGCUUGAACAGAACCAUACUUUACUGGACAUUCAUAAAUAGCUCGACCUCACUCUUAAAAGAAAGCAGACUAAUAAAACUCAACUCUGAAGAUAUUUACGAAAUUUCCCCCAACGGUGCUAUCAUAGCCAUUAAGAGUAAUGAGUCAAUUUUUAGCGGAGAGUCUUCAAAAUCCAAAAGGCCCAAAUCUGGUAGAUUUCACCAAAGUAGACCCUGGAGUAAUAGAUCAUAUAAAAGAACUGAUAGUGGCUCAGUAGGAUCAAGACCAGGCUCGUCAACAAAGAAAAUAUUUUCGGUUGCUAAAAGCCAUUCUGUGAACUCAAAAAGAAUGGGUAAUAAUCCUAUGCAUAAGUCUCACUUAUCUAAAGUUGAUCAGAUUAUCAAACAAACUAAUAUUUAUACCAACCCAGGGGAUCGGAAUGAGAAAAUUACACGAAAGUAUAAUAAACUGAGGUCUCAUGAGAGCCUUGACUCGAAUAAGGCUUUAAUCCAAAAGAAUCUUAUCAGAGCUCAGAAGCAAAGAGCAUCCCGAAAAUAAUUCAAUAAGUCAAAGGAACACUAGUGGGAACAGGAGCAACAGUUUGAUAAGGAUAGUCAAAAAUAUCUCUGUUAAAUUUAUUAAUGGAGUCUCAGUCUCUAUUCUCACCAACCUUUUCCAUGCAAAAUGUAAUGAUCUCAAAAUUGAGCCAAAAGAAGGCCAGUUAAAAAGAUUUCUAGAUUAUUGCCAAAAAGCUAUGAAGGGGAGGAAGAUCACAUUCAGAGAAAUUGGAUUUGGACCUCACAGUGCUAAAAUUCUUGGUCAUAUUUUGAGAUACAACAAAGUCUCCCACUUGGAUUUAAGGAAGAAUGUAUUAGGAGACCAAGGACUUAAGGAGCUGUCAAAAUCACUUUUAUCAAACUCCUCUAUUAUACACUUAGAUAUUGGAAGUAAUGAUGUAACAUUCGAAGGAGCAAAUAAAUUCUUUAAAAGUAUGGUUAAGCAUCAAACUCUGACAUCAAUAAGUAUUGCAAAUUCAGAUGGGCUCCACAGAAACAGAAUCAGAGCAAAAGGAUGAAUUGGUCUCAACACAUUGAUAAAAUAAGAAUAAACUAAUAUCGAUGCUCAACCUUUCUGGAAACAAUAUUGGUAAAGAAGGUGUGAAAGCUUUAUUAAAAGAUCUUGAUCCAAAAGAAAUGAAUUUACUAUACCUUAAUCUAACAAAUAACGAUCUUGAAUAUGAUUGAAUCAAAAGUCUCAAGCCAUUACUUAUAUCGCCAAAUUUAGUAGAUUUACGAUUAGCAAACAAUAAACUUGAUGAUAAUACUGCAGAAGCUCUCUCAGCUUAUUUCUACAGACAGAUUUGACAAAUCAAGAAGAUAGACUUAUCAAGCAACAGAAUCACAAGUAAAGGGGCUAAAAUUUUAUUCAGAUCUAUAAAGCAAAACCAAUCUCUUACACAUUUAAAUCUCCGAAACAAUCCUUAUCUUGGGAAUGGAGAGAUAGCUGAACUUGAAAACUUCUUAAACAAUAAUCAAUGACUCACCCACUUAAAUCUGGGCGAAUGUGGAAUUGAUUCUAAACAUGUUUAUGUAAUAACUGAAGGCUUAUAUGCGAAAGGGACUGAAAAUUCAAGAUGAGGCAAUAACACUCUUCAUCAUUUAAACCUAGCCAGAAAUAAAAUCACAGAUGAAGGAGCUGGAUACAUUGCUAAUAUUCUGAGAGAUAACACAAACACAGGCUUGAUGAUGAUUGAUCUUUCAUCAAACUUUAUCAGUGAUGAUGCAGCCAGUAACCUUGCUAGUGCUAUAAACACCAACAAUUAUCUUCUAAAACUAAACCUAAAGAAUAACAAUUGAAUGGCAAAGUGAUUUAACAACAGUAAAUCAUCCUCAAUCGAGAAUCGACUUCCAAUGAUUAGAGAAGAAAUGACAGAGUUGCUUAUAAAAGAGGAAGAGCAGCUAAAAGCUGGAGAUAAGAACUUCAAUUUCGGCAAAGUCACGAGGAAAAUGGAAAUCAAAUAAAGACCAAAUCGAACUAGAAAUGCUUCAGUACCAAGACUGAGUAGAAACAAUGAGGGAAAAUGAUGAAAUAGAGCUUGAACAACUUAAGAAAAUGCUUAAAAACCUCAAAGGGAAUUCUGAAGAUAUGGACUAUGAACUUAUAAGACUGGCCAAAGCUAGGGACCGCAGAAAGAAGAACCUCAAGUACCAGAUUGAAGAUGUUGAAGCUGAUAUUUGCAAUGUAAAGAGAACAGAAGGAGAUAAGAGACAAGAAAUUUAUCAAGCUAAGAAAGAAUUACAGACAUUCCAAGAUAAAGUAGACGUUCAUCUUAAUAAGCUAGAGACUGAACUAGCUGACGUAGAACUUGAGAGAAAGAGAGCACAGUUUGUCUAUGAGAAUUAUGAGCGAGAAGUUACUCGUUGGAGAAAGGAAGUGGAAGAAAAGAAAAAUGAAGCCUUACAGUCUAAUUUCUUACAAAUUCCAAAUGAUAAGGGCACAAGAAGAGGAUUGAGCUCAAGAAGAAGAUCAAGGUCUCAAUCUAGGUCUCGAUCUCGGUCUAAAUCUAAGUCAAAAUGAGACAACGAAGAGCAAAAGCAACCAUUCCAAAGGAUAGCAAAAAGGUCUAUUAAUUAUGCUAAAGAAAACGAUGCCUCAAGAUACAAUCAGAAUAAGCUUAAAAAUAAUAGAAAACAUUGAAAGUCUAAGAAAUCACUAAAAAGAAGUGGCAGAAUGAUAAAGAAAGAAAAAUGUUCAAAUCAAAAGCUAAAAAUUAGUGUACAAAAGCCAGAAACCACAAAGAGAAUUUAUUAA